Colletotrichum truncatum is the source of this 801-nucleotide messenger RNA. Lineage: Eukaryota; Fungi; Ascomycota; Sordariomycetes; Glomerellales; Glomerellaceae. The record is from RefSeq and is a predicted model, not a curated record.
AUGCUCAGCAAAACCAUCUUCACGGCCCUUUUGGGCCUUGCUUCCCUGGCCACUGCAACCAAGAACUGUCCUAUUGCUGAUGUUUCCGCAAUUGCUCAUACUGGCACCCCGGUCGGCAAGGAGGUGACCUACAAUGGGCUGAAACUCUAUGUCUCCAAGCCGAAGGGCAAUGCGCAGACCAAGAAGAACGCCACCGGUGUUCUCUAUAUCACCGACGUUUUUGGCGUCCAGCUUGCGCAAAACAAGCUGCUUGCUGACAGCUUUGCCCGCGCCGGCUUCGUUACCGUUGCGCCCGACCUGUUCGACGGCAAGCCUGCGCCCGAGGAUAUCAACGUCCCGGGCUUCAACACCACGGAAUUUCUCGCACAGCACGGCACUAAUGUAACGGAUCCCAUCGUAGCAAACGCUAUCCAAUACCUGCGCAAAGAGCUCGGCGUGGCCAAAGUCGCCGCCACGGGAUACUGCUUCGGUGGUCGCUACGCCUUCCGUGAGCUCGCGGAGGGCAAGGGAGCCGAUGUUGCAUUCGCCGCGCACCCUAGCUUGCUCACUGACGACGAGAUCAAAGCCAUCACUCGUCCUGCUAGUGUCGCUGCUGCCGAAACCGACAACCUCAUGUCCCCCGCCCGCCGAGCCGAGGUCGAGGCUCUUCUGAGUCAGACCGGUCAGCCAUUCUCCCUUAGUCUGUAUGGUGGUACCUCUCACGGCUUCGGUGUUCGCGCGAACAUUUCGAACCCAAGAGAGAAGUUUGGCAAGGAGGAGGCUUUCUUCCAAGCUGUUCGCUUCUUCAACACUUGGGCUUAG